AUGCCGAACGAAGACCCAUGGUCUCGCUCACUUCUCUCACCCAGCCCCAGUUUAUCUGACUGCGACCCCAUUGACAAAUCUGCACUUCACGGCUUUCUUGCGCACGAAACCACCGACGACAAUCUCCUGGACGAGCUCGACCUCAGCAAGCGCGAUGACGUCGCGAUUGUCAAGGAAACACCAUUCACUCUCGCCAAGCUGCGACCCAAGUCCAGCAUCAAGCAAGGCGUGAAGAGCAGAACACGACCCGUCCGUGGCAAUCUCGCGACCGCUGGGCAAGUCGCCAACCCUGAACACAGCAAACCACCGCCCCUGCCCCAGCAGCCAAAGCCUGACUGGAAGAACACUGGUAAUAUCAAACCGACUGCCGAGUUUCCCAUCGUUGCUGCCCUCGAGCGUCAAAAGGCCCUUCCUACUAAGGCGUCAAGGAAGCGCUUGCAGAACAAGCAGUCGCAGGCUGAUGUUGAAGCGCUCAUUCAAGAAACCAGCCAGCGCGCCGUCAAGAAGGUAAAGCGCGACAACGUAAAGUCUCUGCUUUCCUUCCGAUCUUCGAGUCCCACUUCAGUCACUGCUGGUCUUCAGCCGCUAGCUGUGAUGGACAAGGCCACAGUCUUCACCUCCCCUCAUUCAACACAACUGUUCAACAAGUCGGAUAAUGAACACACCGACCCAGCGCUCGAUGAGGCUACGGACCACGACCACAACGUGCACGGCACGGACGGCCUUCCGGAGCGCAUGAACAGCUCAACUCCACCCGACGCUCAGCUUGCGACUCCUCCUCAGUCCACGAUCGCCAACCGUCCUCCUGAUCCAGAGGUUGAGAUGGACGUUGACUCAUGCCCGUCUCAGUUCGCUAGCCUUGUCCGUCCCAAGCCCAUUCGUCCUCCAACUGUGCCAAGGCUGGAAGCCAUGGUGGCAGGUGGGACCAUGAAUCAUGCCAACAUUGUCCCUGAAAGGCCAUCGCGUUAUUUGCCCCACGGUAAUGACGACCAAAGCAAGGGACAUGGCACCGUUGACCACCCCGAACCAACAAGUGCAGCCAUGGCCUGGAGGUCGUCUUACCAGACCCCACACCGCCCGGAUCCUCAGCCUCACAACACCGUCGAGUACAAGUAUGGGCUCGUUUCACCCGAGCCUUCGCCCCAUGUUCACACAUAUGCUCCGGUCCAUGCCGUGCCUUCCCUUACCACUGCAUACUCGUACAACCCGGAUGGAUCCCAGGCAUUUGCACCCAGGCAUUGGCAGUCCAUCGUCAAGAAGACGACCACGGACGCCGAAUGGAGUACCUUUCCUACACGCAAACGCCUCACACUUCGUCCCGCAGCACCAACGACAUCAUCCAGCUUCCGCAUGCCCACCAAGUUGUUCACACCACAGCAAACUCCUCGCCCUCGCCCAUCGAUGGCACAAGGACCAUCAACCUCUCAAGGCGUCAAGCUUACUCUUUGGUCGCCGACUCCUCUCAGUCACGAUAAUGGCACGCAGCAAGCCAAGCAGAGCUACACGCCUCAUCACCUGCGCCUCCUUCAAAAUGCGGCGGGUAGUCCAACAAACGGCCGCGCUCGCGCCUACUCUCCGCAGCCUGAGCCCGAGUCUCAGCUUGAGCCGGAGUCUGAGGACUGGGUGGCCGCCUGGAGCCGUUCCGCCAACGUUGCCUCGCGUCGCAACACCUGUAAAUAG
Molecule: messenger RNA, 1680 nt
Organism: Apiotrichum porosum
Lineage: Eukaryota; Fungi; Basidiomycota; Tremellomycetes; Trichosporonales; Trichosporonaceae
Exons: 3
Coding region: 1-1680 (559 amino acids)
Source: RefSeq, a predicted model, not a curated record